AUGGGAAAUAACACGUCAAGCACACGGAAGUCCACAGCUGGCUCUCGCUUAAGCUCAGGUGGUGUGCGUAGGGUACUGCGAAAGGAAACAGAUUUGGAUGAAGAGUUCAGCGAUUUGAUAUUGCAUGAGGUAACCAAGCAGCAGCAGCAACAGGACCAGCAGCAGCAGCAGCAGCAGCAGCAGCAACAACAACAGCAACGACAACAGCAACAACAGCAGCAACAGCAGCAACAGCAACAACAGCAGCAGCAGCAGCAAGUGGCCAGUGAGACAAACCUGCCUGAGCCCGACAAGGGCAGAUCGAGCGCUAACAAAUUUGCGCCUUCCGGCUUCCAUUCGUCAGGAUCUUGGGACAAGAUCAAGGGUACCAAGCAAUUCAAGUCUGAGAAUGAUAAUGAAGAAUAUGAGGACGAAGACGACAACACCGGGUUUGAGAAAAGGAGAAGGAAAAGCUCGGCACCCUAUAAGCAAUUUCUGAAUGACUUGAUCGAAGACGAGUACAACGAGUUGAACGAUGGCUUGUUAGAAACAGAUGCACCAGAGUUAAGUAGAAACAUUUUAAAGAAUGAUGGUGACGAUGAUACCGAGAAUGACGACGAUAAUGAUGAAUUCUUGGGUGAUAUCGAAAUGGAAGAUGCUGAGAAGGAAAGGAGUUCCGAUGAAGAGCAUCAUGUAAAGAACAUCAUCAAGCCGAUUAAGGACGAUAUGGAUACUGACGAUGAAUUCAGCCCCACGCCAGAUUUGAGUAAGGUUGACUUUACCAAAAUUGUACCUGGACAAAAGCCGCCUAGCCAGGAGCAUUCUUCUGAUGAAUCAGGAAACAUCUCGUCGGUGGCACCAUCAACCGAGGGCCAACAUCAGACAUCAGACCAGGCAGUGGGCCAACCUGCAAAAGAGUCAGUGGCCACAUAUGAAGACCAUCAACAUCAACUGCAUCACGCUCACUCCGGUUCUAUGGAACACAGUAAGCCCCCAUCUUACCACAGUGGGACUUCUACUCCAACAGUCAAAUCUUUAAUCCCAGUUGAAAUCAAGUGGGUCAAUUCCACUAAAGAAAACAUCCAAAAGAUAUCGAUUAUUGGGUCGUUUUCCAAUUGGAGAGACGUUAUUCGUCUUAAACCGUCAUCUAAUCAUCAAAAUGAAUAUGUAACCACUAUUAAUUUGCCCUUGGGUGUUCAUAAAUUGUUGUACAUUAUAAACAACGAAUAUAGAGUGAGUGAUCAAUUACCCACUGCAACAGAUCAAGAGGGUAUUUUUUUCAAUUGGUUUGAAGUUUUGGAUGAAGCACAUUUAUUUAAUCAUUCACAUAACCAGCAGAAUCAUAUUGGUGCAUCCACUGACUUUGAUGCGAAUAUCAUUCCACAAGAGACUCAAACUGCAGGCAGAUAUGAAGUAGACAGAAUUAAAAAGAAGUCAACAAGCUUUUUGACCAGAGUAACAAAGACCCUGGAGCAGCCUGACUUUGAACAUGUGGAAUAUCAAAUGGAAGAUCAACAACCUGCUGUACCAAUACUGGGCAAUGGGACCCAAACUCCACCGGUGCAAGUGGCAUCUACCACCAACCAUACUCAUCAUGACGAGACACCUACAUAUGUUUCUUAUCAAGAUGAGAAGAGUGGGUCAUUUUUCACUGAAAUGGCAGUGACGAAACUCAAUUAUUCCAGUGAAAUACCGGAAAUGUUUCUCAACUACGAUUAUUUUAAAAAUAAAGGAGCCGAUUAUCAAUUGCCGGAACCACCGCAACUUCCUGCUCAUUUGAAUAACGUCUUAUUGAAUAAGAUGUCCUCGAAUCAAAACCAAACUCACGCUAACAACAUUCCGCAUAUCAAAAGGAGUGGAAACUCUCCUGUAGGUGCUAAUAACGAUCCAUUUAAACCGCCACAACCGUCAUUUCACGAAAGCUCACUGAGUACCAGUAGCCAUGGUAACAAGAGACCACCAUUGAGGAGGGCAGAUUCUUCGUACUAUGCGUCCAAUCAAGAAGCAUAUCACUUAUCUAUCCCUAACCAUGUAAUUUUAAACCAUUUAAUGACGACGUCUAUCAGGCAAGAUGUCUUGACAGUUGCUUGCAUUACUAGAUACUCUGGUAAAUUUGUUACUCAAAUAAUGCAUUCACCAGCUGAUACAUAG
Molecule: messenger RNA, 2130 nt
Organism: Dujonia railenensis
Lineage: Eukaryota; Fungi; Ascomycota; Pichiomycetes; Serinales; Debaryomycetaceae
Source: the annotation of a GenBank genome assembly